AUGCUCUUUCCCAAACACCGCCGUCGACCCUCCCUCCUCCUGCUCCUUGUCCCCCUCAUCUUCUCCCUCCUAUACCUCAACCACCGCCUCGCCAACCCCCUAUCCCCGUCCCCGAUCUUCACGACAUCCCGCAACGCGACAUCCCACCUCCUCGCCCCGCGCACGCAACACUUCUGGUCCUCCCUCCACACCCUCCUCCAAAAGACAGCCCCCUCCGUCUCCGAGCCCCUCCGAUCCCUCCGCGACCCAACAGAAGAAGACCUCGACGCCUCAAAGAACGGCAACACCUCCCCGCGGCCCGACAACACCCCCCUCUCCGAGACAGACCUCGCCGCCCUGACAGCAUCCCACUCGGCCUACGUCUCCGCCCUUCGCUCCCUCGCCCCCCAACUCCCCGUCUGGAAAGGCACCUCCGGCGUCGUCAUGACCGCCGGCGGCGGCUACCUCGGCACCGCCCUCACCUCCCUCCUCCUCCUCCGCCGCUCCGGCUCCAACCUCCCCGUUCACCUCUUCCUCGACUCCCCCGCCGAAGCCCACCCCCACCUCUGCCACGCCGUCCUGCCCAAGCUCAACGCCGAGUGCGUCCUCUUCUCCUCCCUCCUCCGCCCGUCCGACGGCGUCCAGCACUACCAAUACAAGGUCCUCUCCAUCCUCCUCUCCCCCUUCGAGAAGGUCCUCUACCUCGACUCCGACGCCUGGCCCAUCUCCUCCCCCGACCGCCUCUUCACCUCCGAGCCCUUCCUCUCCCACGGCCUCAUCACCUGGCCCGACUUCUGGCUCACCACAAUUUCGCCUCACUUCCACACGAUCACCAACUCCUCCGCGCCGCCCACCCUCCGCCGCCGCAGCUCCGAGUCCGGCAUCCUCCUCUACGACAAACGCGCCCACGCGCAGAGCCUCCUCCUGGCCACCUACUACAACUGGCACGGCCCGGACGUCUACUACCCCCUCCUCUCCCAGCACGCCCCCGGCGAGGGCGACAAGGAGACCUUCGCCCAGGCCGCCCUCGCCCUGUCCCAGCCCUUCUACGACGUCCGCACCCCCGACACCGUCCUCGGCCGCUGGAUCAACGGCACCUUCGAGACCGCCGGCAUGAAGCAGGCUGACCCGGCCGCCGACUUCCGCCUGCAGGGCGGCUUCUCCGGCGCGGACCUCGACGCCGACCACGCCCGCGAGCCCCCGGCCGCGAAGAAGGCCGCACCUCUCUUCAUCCACCACAACCUCUUCAAGAUCGACCUGUUCAAGGUCGGCGGCGCCAGCGACCCCAUGUUCCGCCUCGACGAGGAGGGCAAGCCGGGCCGGCUGUGGGGGCCGGACGAGAAGCUGGUGCGGGAUAGCGGGUUCGACGUCGAGAGGGCCAUGUGGGACGUCGUGCUCAAGGCCAACUGCGGCAAGACGACGGCGGCCGCGAACGCGGCGGGCUGCGGGAAUCUCAAACGCUGGUACGAGGCCGUUUUCGUUGAGGCGCCGCCGUUGGUUGAUGGCUUGUGA
Colletotrichum chrysophilum is the source of this 1491-nucleotide messenger RNA. RefSeq lists its product as uncharacterized. The coding region runs from base 1 to 1491 and encodes 496 amino acids. Gene Ontology annotation, biological process: mannan biosynthetic process. Gene Ontology annotation, molecular function: alpha-1,2-mannosyltransferase activity. The record is from RefSeq and is a predicted model, not a curated record. Gene Ontology annotation, cellular component: Golgi apparatus. The transcript has a single exon. NCBI's taxonomy places the organism in Eukaryota, Fungi, Ascomycota, Sordariomycetes, Glomerellales, Glomerellaceae.